AUGGCUUCCGCAUCGGCUUCCUCGUCGUCUUCCUCCUCAUCAACAGCCAUUUCCGCUUCCGCAGGAAUCUCCGCUUCCGGUGGGACUUCCACUUCCGCCUCCUCUUCACUCGCAGCGGGGCUUGCGCGCAAGUUGCGCAAGGUCCUCGACACGCGCACGGACUCCCCCGAGCUGCUGGCAGCACUGGGCGCACUUUCGGGCUUCUACCGCGAAAACUCGUUGGCCAAUCGGCGCGCUUUGAAGUCCACGAUUGAACGUAGAGGAUUGGCUAUUAACGAGGAAUUUCUUCAGGCGUCGGAAGCUGCUCAAGAGGCGCUAGAUGUGGUAGAGGCGGAGGUUCGGGGCCUUGCAGAGUGCUGCGACAGAAUCGGUGCAGCACUGACCACGUGUGCGUCAACAACAGGGGACAUGGUGCUGGCAACAGAGAGGCUCAAGCUGGAGCUGGUUACCACUGUGCGCCGCCAGCAGCUCGUCGCCGCCUUCCUUAGAAGCUACCAGCUCUCGCCACAGGAGGUGCAAGCACUGCGAGAGGACGAGAUCAGCGAGAAGUUCUUCGAGGCGCUGAACCGAGUGCAAGCAUUGCGGGAGGACGAGAUCAGUGAGAAGUUCUUUGAGGCGCUCAACCGAGUGCACGAGAUUCAUGCCAACUGCAAGCUGCUGCUGCGCACCCACCACCAGAGGGCGGGGCUGGAGCUGAUGGAUCUGAUGGCGGUGUACCAGGAGGGGGCGUAUGAGCGACUGUGCAGAUGGGUGCAGGCGGAGUGUCGCAGCCUGGGGGACAGCGAUGGGGACACACCGGAAGUGGGCCCUCUGUUGCGCACUGCAGCGCAUUGCCUCAAGGACCGCCCCGUGCUCUUCCGCUACUGCACAGAGGAGGUGGCCAACACACGCCACAACGCACUCUUCCGCCGCUUCAUUGCUGCUCUCACCCGCGGAGGGCCGGGCGGCAUGCCUCGUCCCAUUGAGGUGCAUGCGCACGAUCCGCUGCGAUACGUGGGCGACAUGCUGGCAUGGCUGCACCAGGCACUAGCCUCAGAAAAAGAGCUCGCCGCUGCUCUUUUCGCCAGCACAGAUAAACCCUCUUCCACGUCAGCAGAGUCUGGACCAUCAGAAGGAGCCGGAUCAGGAGAAGGAGGAGCAACGGCAGGAGGAGUGGAUGCUGACGUGGCAGCAGUGCUUGACCGCGUUUUUGAGGGCGUGUGCCGGCCAUUCAAAGUGCGUGUGGAGCAGGUGCUGACGGGGCAGCCAGGGCUCGUGCUGUGCUACAAGCUCUCCAGCCUCCUCUCCUUCUACUGUCACACGGUGGCAGAGCUGCUGGGAGAGCAAGCAGCGCUGUGCGUGGUUCUGAGGGACCUCAGCGAAGCAGCAGGGCGGGCGUUCCUCGACGCAGUCAAGCUCAGGGGAGACCGUGUGCUGCGCUUCCCCCCAGCAGUGCCCUCCGACCUCUCUCCCCCGCCUCUGGUGGGGGAGGGAGUGGCGGUGGUGUUGGAGCUGCUCCAGGCGCAUGCGAGUAUGAUGGUCCCUGCUGGGGCUGCCAAACCGGAUUUUCUUCCCGUUGCUGCUGCGCUGCUAGACCCCCUUGUGGAGGUGUGCACGCGGGCAGCACAGGCCCUCACAGCAAAGGCCGUGACUGCUCUCUCCUCGGGCUCCUCCUCUCUCCCUCGUCGCGCCUCUUCUUCCGCAUCCAUGUCUGCAGCAGCAGGGGGGGACAGCCAGCCAUUGGGGAGAAGAGGGUCUGUGCCUCUGGGCAGGCGGGCUACUGAUGGGCAGGACGAUGGGACGGACAACACGGCGGUGGCAGUGGCAAGGCACAUUUUCCUCGCCAACUGCCUCGCAGCACUGCACGCACCCCUCGUACCAUUCCCAGUGCUCACACCCUACUCCCAGGGGCUGGCAGGGGCGCUUUCAGAGCACGUCACAGCCAUGGUGCAGCUCGAGGUGGCUGCCAUCCUCGACCACUGCAUGCUCUCUCCCAUCCUCCGCCUCAUUGCUCAAAUCAACCAGGCCUCCCAGCAACAGCAACAACAGCAGCAGCAGCAAGAAGGCGCAGAGGUAUCAGCAGCAGGAGCAGCAAACCCCCCGCCACAGCAGUACCCGCCCCUGGCCCAGUUCCCAGAGGCGUCCCCCUCUGCUGUGGCGGAAUCCCUGCAGCGGCUCUUUGCGCUGUUGGCAGGGGCGGAGGGGCGGUUGCCGGAGUUUGAGGCUCUGGGAGUGGCGAAGCUGAGGGCGCAGGCUGCAGGGCUGGUGGCGGGGGCGCUGGCAGAUGCUUAUGCAGUGGUGUAUGAGGCGGUGUGUGAUGGAAGGAACCAGUAUCCUGAUGCUGGGGGGUUGUUGCGGCACACGCCCGAGCACAUGCGCACGAUUCUGGGCAUUUGA
This is a messenger RNA of Closterium sp. NIES-65, 2376 nucleotides long. NCBI's taxonomy places the organism in Eukaryota, Viridiplantae, Streptophyta, Zygnematophyceae, Desmidiales, Closteriaceae. The record is from the annotation of a GenBank genome assembly.